Cannabis sativa is the source of this 1432-nucleotide messenger RNA. RefSeq names its product expansin-A9-like. Gene Ontology annotation, cellular component: extracellular region. The transcript has 3 exons. Lineage: Eukaryota; Viridiplantae; Streptophyta; Magnoliopsida; Rosales; Cannabaceae. Bases 278 to 1129 code for a protein of 283 amino acids. The record is from RefSeq and is a predicted model, not a curated record. Gene Ontology annotation, biological process: plant-type cell wall organization.
CCACAGCCUGAAUUAGCAACCGCUUAUUCAUAAUAAUAACAAAGAAUUUUUUUGGUUUUUAAAAUAGAGGUAGAGAGAUAAAAACUCCACCCUCUAAAAACAACCCAAAUCAAUUAGAACCAUAAGAAAGCAUACCUAGAAUCUAGUGCCAUAAAUAUCGAUUUCCUCCAUAAACACAAGUAUAAAUGUAACAGUAACAUUAUUGUUCUAUGAUGAAGUAAUAAUUAAGUUGUGUUAAAAGAGAGACAAAAACAGCCAAGGCCGUGUCAAGAUAGCCAUGGCAUUGCCUUUGCGAGCUCUCAUAAGUUUCUUUCUUCUUAUUUUUGUUAUUGGAGUACUAUUGCCUGAUAAUGUCCAUGCAUGGAAAGCUGAUGAACAUCACCAUGCAAGGAGAGGAAGAUCUUGGUCUCACCCAAAAAAACCAAAGCACCAUAGGCCCAAGUUCAAGCCUGGGCCUUGGAUUGAUGCCCAUGCCACAUUCUAUGAGGGUGGUUCUGGAACAUUUGGAGGAGCUUGUGGGUACGACGAUGUGGUGAACAAAGGGUACGGUUUAGAGACAGUAGCUUUGAGUGAAGCUUUGUUCAACAAGGGUGAGUCAUGCGGUUCAUGUUACGAACUCAAAUGUGCGAACGACCCGAAAUGGUGCAAGCCUGGAUCUCUUCAUGUCACCGCAACUAAUCAUUGUCCUCCAAAUUACUACCAAUCAGCUGAAAACGGAGGAUGGUGCAACCCGCCUCGUCACCAUUUCGACAUUGCUAAGCCAGUCUUCACUCAGAUUGCUGAUUACACAGCUGGCAUUGUUCCAGUUCAAUACCGCAGGGUUCCAUGCCAAAAGAAAGGAGGAAUUCGAUUCACCAUAACAGGAAAUCCUUACUACAACGAAGUGUCAGUAUGGAACGUGGCUGGAGCUGGUGAUGUAGUGAGCUUGCAAGUGAAGGGUAACAAAAAUCUCCAAUGGACACAAAUGAAGCGCGAGUGGGGUCAGAAAUGGGUGACUGAUGCUAAGUUGGUAGGUGAAUCACUCACUUUCAGAGUUAGAGCAAGUGAUGGCAGAUACUCAACAGCUUGGCAUGUUGCCCCAAAGAAUUGGCAAUUUGGCCAGACUUUCGAAGGAAAGAACUUCAAGUGAAAAUAAGUGAUAAUAAUCUUCCCAACUUGUCAACCCUAUUUUGGUUGAGUUUGAUUGAUAUCAUUACUAAUAUUAGGCUUGUCAUGAAAAAUAAAGUAAUUGGCUAUACUUCGGUGUGCAAGUACAAGAAAUUCAUUAUAUAUAUAUAUAUUUUUUUAACCUUUAUUUUAAUGUAACAAUAGCAAAAGUAAUUGUAGGUUAAGGUUGUAUCAUGAACCUUGAGAUACCAAACUUCCAUGUUUGAAUCAAUGACUACAUGUUUAUGCAAGAUUUAAUGAAAAUAUUGGGUACAUUGUAAACCAA